GGUUGUCUCAGUUAUCAAAGAAGUUCCCAUUCACCAGCAAGACCCAAAAUGUCUGGCAGCUUCAGCACAGUCUAAUCAGCAGGGUGCAAGAGAUUUGUCUUCACCUAGGGAAGAUGAAUCUGUCUUACCACAGACCCAAGCCCCUUCUGAUGAAGAAUGCCUCCUCACUUCCGCCCUCGCUACUUUGGAAGAUGGUUGGACUCCCCCCAACAGCAUUAUCUCAACAAGAGGUAACCACAAGCUUGGAGAGGGACCCACUGAACCUUUGCAGGAGGGGGAGCUAAGUGUUGAUAAGGUGGUCAGAGACGGUGAUCCAAAAACGGAGGAGGCCUCUUCUUUUAAUAAGUUGCUUGAGGAAGAGAAAACUGAAGUGAAAACAAAUAAUCACCCAUGUUUGGAUAUAAACAGAUCUGAGAUUACCAAAAUAACAACGUCUUCACUGGAAGACAGAAUAGAACCAUGUGAAUCUAAAGCACCAGUUCAGGUGUUUUUGCCUCUUUCUGCUGUGGCGGCACACAGUACAGAGAGAGAUCAUGUAAAUGAAGAGACCAAGUGUGUCUCACUGAUUCAGGAAAUGAAUGUAGGAUUUCCGCCCACUGCAGUCCCGGAGAGUUUAGAGAAGGGUGACCUAAAAAUGCAGCAUGAAUUCACACCUUCUAAUGCAGAGGAAAUCACAGAAAGUGUCAAUGCAGUACAGAGUUCAAGCUCAGACUUCAGAAGCAGUGAGGAGAAGCAUGGAUUGAACAAAGUGCUGAGUUCUGCAGUGGAGAAAGAUUUAGAAAGUAAUUUGUUUAAUAGUCUAAAAACACAGCAACAAGCAAUUCUAGAGGGUGAGAGCAGUGAAGCGAGGAAUGAGAGUUUACAGUUUGAAGUAGAGGCAGAAAGGAGGACCCUAAUAAAGGAAAAAUGUUGGAUGAAACAAAGAUCAUUUCAGUAACACAAGACAGUGGAAGUAAUGCUACUAUUUUGGAGGAACACAGUAAUAUUGCAUGUCAAGACAGCAGUGAGAGACAGCAUGGUUGGCCCUCAGAGAGUAUCCCACCAAUCCAAAUAUCUACUGUUGAAGACAUUACAGAUAUUAAACCACCUGUGCCAGAUUUGAGGCCAAAGGAACCUUUCAUAGUCCCAAAAAUCGAAAUAAUGGAGCCUGAGCUGAAAGGGUGCACUCUGCCACUAACCAUUUUGGCACUAAACAAGCCGGAGACGAGUCAUUUGCAAGACCAUGAUGUAACUCAUGAGUCAAAGAUAAUAAUCCAAGACCAGAGCCUGGCUGAUUCUCCAGGUUCACCGCCUACACAGGAAGGUAUGCAGAAUAAUUACCACCUCUCAGCUACAGAGAAAGUCAAGGAAGUUGCUCAAUUCUACGACGAGACGGACACGCUUGAACGGCAGCAGCUGCAUGGGAAAAGCAGCGAACAGCUCCCUCAGAUGGACUACGCAUCAGUUCCUGUUAUAAGUGUUUCAUGUACUGAUGAAAAGGAGGAUGAUGCUUUUGUAAACACUCAUGAUUUGCAUGCACAGCCAGCUUUUGAAAUUCCAAAGGUGCCUUCGUUUGUGGUGCCACCAAUCUCUGUUACUUGUCAUGAAAGUGAUCCUGAGCCCAGACUGCCCACUCACAGCGAGUCAACAGAAACAGAAACUUUAGCUGACACGCAAAGGGGAACAAAACAUGAUGGUGACAAUAAUGUGACCAUGAGGCCUGACAAAGCUCAAAUUAGAAGACAGGACCUGGAGGAAAAGAGCAUGAAAGAGAACACCCCCACUGUGUUAUAUGAAACUCUGAUACCAAAAGUUGGUGACAGUGUGCCCUCAUUGAGUAAAACAACAGAGGACAACUUGGAAAUCUUGAAGCCAAAAUCCCUUAAAGAUGCCAAAACAGAAAAUUCUGUGUCUGUUGAAGACCUCCAAAAAAAUAGAUUUUCUGUUGAGAGACUCAGCUCCAAACCCCCAGCAUAUCCAUCACUGAGUCCAUCCAGUCUUCGCAAAUUUAUGUCCAAAGCUGCUCCGGAGUCAGACAACGAUUCUGGGGUUACUGCUCGGGCAAGUGACAAGACCGAGGAAGACCUCAGUGGAGGCUCGACUCCAACGUCAUCCCUCUCCUGUGAAAGCAGUCCCAGGAUGAAACGCAGAGACAGCCUGACACUCAUACGGUCUGCCACGCCUGAAGAGCUGGCCUCUGGAGCUCGACGCAAGAUCUUCUUCCCAAAAAAUAAAGACGAUGUAGAGAUAGCUGUGUUUGGUACGUUAGAUACUCAAGGUAAGAAGGAGAGCCCCUACAUGUCACCCAGCCAGGCUCGCAGGGCAGCAUUACUACAGGCCUCCACAGGACAAAACACCCCACCGAUGGAGAGACGCUCCCCGCUGCUGAGUCGCAGAAAGGCCACUUUGGAGGUGCCAAAGGUCGUGGAGCAGACCCCAACAGAAGAGCCAGCUGGCAACAAGCAAGAGGAGAAACCAGCUGAAAAGAAGAUAGACCCACUGAAAGCACCUCAGGUUAUCCGUAAGAUCAGGGGAGAGCCAUUCCCAGACGCCUCAGGACACCUGAAGCUGUGGUGCCAGUUUUUCAACGUGCUCAGUGACUCCACCAUUAAGUGGUACAGAGAUGAGGAGGAAAUACUAGAGGUGAAGCGAAGGUAAAUCCCCUCAUUGUCGGGCAGUUUGUUGUCAACACCACCUGUAACCACCAUGUCACAUGUUCACUUAUGUUAUAGGUAAUGACAGAAUUACUUUCCGCCUUCUCCGUUGCUAUUAUUCUGAGGAUUUCCAGCCAAAAUGACCAGUAAAAGUGGUUCCAAAUAUGAACAAUAAUGCACUCCAAGGAUGGGCAGGAUUUAUUUGGGCCUCAGAGUGCAACCCCUGGUCUUCUGUCAUUCUCAUAUUCUCACUCCAGAGAU
Molecule: messenger RNA, 2894 nt
Organism: Acanthochromis polyacanthus (spiny chromis)
Lineage: Eukaryota; Metazoa; Chordata; Actinopteri; Pomacentridae
Exons: 2
Coding region: 907-2637 (576 amino acids)
Biological process (GO): cardiac muscle cell development
Cellular component (GO): nucleus
Source: RefSeq, a predicted model, not a curated record